Messenger RNA from Oppia nitens, 3106 nucleotides. RefSeq lists its product as uncharacterized. The transcript is spliced from 4 exons. The record is from RefSeq and is a predicted model, not a curated record. NCBI's taxonomy places the organism in Eukaryota, Metazoa, Arthropoda, Arachnida, Sarcoptiformes, Oppiidae. The coding region runs from base 273 to 2675 and encodes 800 amino acids. Gene Ontology annotation, biological process: intracellular transport.
AAACACAACACACUGUACUCUACUGUAUAUAUAUAUUGUCCGCCAUUUUGUCGCACAUUUUAUAUAACACAACAAACAAUAAUAUUAAUAAUAAUAAUAAUAAUAACAAAACAACACAAACAUUACAAAACACCGCUAAAAACAUUUGGAUAUAUACUGUAUAUGAGUGGACACACAAAGUGGUCGCCAAUUGAUUGAUUGAUUGACAAACAAAAUAGCAAAACACAUAACAAGAUAAGUGACAACAUAUCUAAACACCGACGGGAGUAGCGAUGGACGCCAACAAUAACAACAGCAGUACUACAACAUCAACACAACAGGCUUUGGUGGCCACCGGUAAUAGUAGUACAACGACAACAACAUCGUCACCGGUUGGACAACAGCAGCAGCACCCGUUCCCGCAAAGGCCACCGGACAAUCCGUUUAGUAUUCAUGCGACAAGUCCAGUAUCAAGCGGUUCGGUAGCGGCCAGUGUUAUACAAACGUCGCCGGUAUCGUCGGCUACUCGCGACUCGUCGUCAUCAUCAGCAGCGCUAGUGGUCAGUACUACAUCAUCGAACAGUUCGGAGAGUAGUAAUACUAUGACCAGUGAUGGUGGCCAACAAUCGCAGGACAGCAGGACAACGUCGGUGAUUUUAGCGCCGGCCAGACUGGGACUAUCGAGUAGUAGCAGUAGUAGUAUUAGUAACAGUGGUUCCUCAUCAUCGGCUACGACGACACCGACUAUAAUAACAACACCGCCAGUGCCGACAAUAUCGUUGCCGCCAACGGCUAUACCGUCAGUGACCAGUAGUCUAUCGACUUCGUCGUCGUCGUCAUCGUCGUCGGCAACCAAUGCUAACAACUAUUUUAGCGCUACAUUUUGCACCAGUUCGCAGACUACGGCCUCUACAGGCGGUACAGUCGGUAUCGGUAGUAGUACUAGUAGUAGUGGCGGCAACAAUGGUGGCGGCGGCAGUAUAUUAGCCGAGAGCCGAUUUGGGGCCACUGCUAACAGUACACUGUCUUCGACAACGAGUGCCUUCCAGUCAUUGACAACUAAAAUAACGACAUCGACGACGUCAUCGACAACAACAACAUUGUCGAAGUCAGUGUUGAGGCCAUCGGUGCUGCGUUUUGCUGACUCAUCAACCAAUCGCAACGAAGCCAAAGAAGGUUCGGCCAAAGAGCCGACCAAAGCGUCGAUUUCGUUUGUUUCGCUAUCGAAAGAGGAUAUACUCCGUCCGUCAACACGAUUGUUGACCAACGAGUCAAUUGUCAGAUGCGGUGCCGAUACUACGUCGCACAAUGGCGGCGACGAACCGGCAUCUUUUUCAUCAUUGGCCGCUACGGCAUUAGCCAAUGCAGCGGCGGCGGCAGCUUCGACAGCGUCUACGGCUAGCACAACAACAACAACGAUAUCAUCGUUUGUCAGCUCCAGUAGUAGUGAUAUGGUAUCAGCCGCUGCCUCACCGGGAGUUAGCGGUACGGCCGCUGCGGUGAUCGCAACAGUUGCCGUUGCAGCUGCCGGUAGUAGCAGCAGUGGUAUUGAUGUCGACGACAGUAACAGUAAUAACAGUAAUAGUCAGGGAGGCUUUAUAUUCGGUGAGAAUUUGGCCGAACGGGCCGUUUUUGUGGCCAACAAUAACGCCGCUUCAAGUAGUGAUAGAAAGCACAAGAGUGAUGAUAAGGCUGACGAUAAUACCGGCUCUGAAAGUGAUACCAAACGUCUUAAAUCCGACUCAAAUGAACUUAACGGUGACAUUGGUGGCGGUGCAGCCGGUGGUCUCGCAACCAACAGUGCUUUUACAGUUAUUAAGACCACUAGUGAUGGAGCACUUGAUUUGUCGGCUACGGCUGCCAGUAAUAGUUCCGAUAAUAGUGGCGAUAAUAAACGUAAAUUUGAAGUAAAAACCGGAGAGGAAGAUGAACAAAACGUACUACAAAUGCACUGUCGAUUGUACGCCUGGGAGACCGCUACUGACCAGUGGCGCGAACGAGGACGCGGUUGUUUGCGGCUGAACGACACUAUCAAAGAUGAACGCCUGUGCUCGCGGAUCGUUAUGCGAACAUCCGGUGCGCUGCGGGUCAUACUAAAUGCACACCUGGUCUCUGGUAUGCGAUUUGAUAUGUCCAACGAACAGUGCUUACGAUUUACUAAUGUCGAUGGCAUUUAUCUCAUAAAAGGUGCACCCAAAGAUAUUGACCAAUUGAACAGCGCUUGCGAGUAUAGGUUACGGGAGAUAACCAAACGCCAAAAGUAUGACACCAACAACACUAGUAGUAGCGGCGGUAGUGGUAGUGGUUGUAGUACUGAUCAAUACUCGUGCGAUGAUAGCAACAGUAUCAUUGAGAUUAAUACCGCCGCCGCCAUCAUCAACAACAACAACAACAAUAGUAACAACAACUCAAAUAGUAGUAAUAAUACUAACAACUCAUUGUCUACGACGACAUCGACGACACCCACAACACUAUCGCCUCAGCCAUCAGUGGUUAAGCAUUCGAUGGUAAACAACAACAACAACAGUAAUAGCGAGACUGCCAUCACCUCAUUGUCGUCGCCGUCAACACCGCCGACCUUAGCUGUAUCGGCAGCACAGGUGGUAUCGUCACCUCUACUACUACUUCAACAACAACAACAACACCUUCACAAUGUUAUGGACGAUACCAACAACAAUGGAUCCAAUGAUAGUUAAUGAUUACAUAUAUAUAUCUCAUCAUUUCAUAAGCCAUUAUUAAUAUUAUCAUUGCAUUCAAAAACAACAACAAAAAAACAUCGCUUCAUAUAUCACACACACACACACACACACACACACACAUCAUACCUGGCCUACACUCACACCCAACUUCUCCCACUCCCUCUCUACCAGUGUCUGGUCUAUAGAUUUACUACACAGACAUGAAAAUGGAAAAAUCAUUGCUAUUAUUAAAUUUGUUGUUGAUAUUGAUAUUCUUGUUGUUGUUGUUAUAUAUUUGCUGUGUUGUUGUUAAUGUUGUUUUUUUGAGAGCUUAUCUAAGAUCCCUACUCUCUGUGGGCGCUUUGAAAAAAAAAAUUUGUUAAUGAGUUAGUUAAUGAAUUAAAAUAUAUAUAUAUAUAUAUCUACAUAAGCCUACCCACCCAAAUAUG